UGUAUGUAAACAUGGCGAAACUGGCAAAUUUUGUCUUUGAAAAAAUAUCUGAGAAAUUGAAUUACAGCUAAUAUACUGAAGCGUUUGGAUCAUAUAAGCUUUCAAGAAGUGACAGAUGUUUUAGCAAAAAGUAUAGAAGAGACACAUCAAAAUGCCUGGGUCUACAAAGAAAGAUUUGUACAUUGCAAAAAGCAUAGGGCAGCUGAAUGAGAUGGCAGAGCUUCCGGCCAAGUUUAAAACUACCCAUGCAAAACUUUUAGUAAAGACAGCAGAUAAGAUGUUGAAGGAGGCUCAGCACAGUGAAAUGAUAGAAGAUGAGGAACGAGCCUACGUCUUGUUCAUGAAAUAUUUCAAUGUCGUCACUUUUCUAAAGAAAACCGCAGAUUACAAGAAGCAGAAAGCAUACUAUGAUGACUUGCUUGGAACCAAAAAUCUUCUCACCUCCAUAGACAAGGCUGAAGUGCUGUCAGGCAGUCUAAAAGAGAGAUAUGACCAGUUAGAGGCAGAGCAUGUAGCUAGUAAACUAUCCUCCCUGGAUACAGUGGAAAAGAAGGUGGAAGAUAAGGUUGAAGUAGAUGCUAAACAUAGUGAUAAACAACCUCAGAUCAAAACAGAUGAUAAAGAGCCCAAGCCUGAAGAACCAGUCAAGAAGACCAGUCCAGGUGUUAUUUCAUGCAGUACAUUGUUUGACCUGUUUGAAGACAGAGAUGCUCAAGUUAUUAUCAUGGAUGUAAGGCCAAUGGAGGAGUUUCAAGAAACUAGAAUAAACCACAAAAAUAUCAUCAACGUCCCUGCUGAGGCUAUAAAGCCAGGAACAACUGUAACAUACAUAGAGAAAGCAUUACCAAUGGACUCCUUGUCGCUAUGGAAACAGCGAGGUAACAUUGAUCAUAUUAUCCUUCUAGACUGGAACUCGAGCAUAGACAAGGUGAAAAUAGGCACCAGUCUACAGACUCUGAAGGAUGCGUUAUAUAAGUAUGACUCCACAGUGAUAAUCAAAAGCGAGCCACUGAUUCUGGACGGUGGCUACGAGCAGUGGAUGCUUCAGUACCCAACAAAAUGUGUGAACCCUGUGUUUGAUAAACUGAAAAAACCUGUGGUUAGUUCAACCCAGGAUUCUCUCAUGGAUUUCGAUUACCCUGAUUUUGAUGAAACUUUUAUGGAACCUAAACCAGCCAAGACCAGCUCAAUAGAAUCAUCUAACUCAUCAUCUUCAUUGAGCAGUGCAAGUUCAGUGAUGAAUGGUGAUAUUUCUGGCAAUUUGCCAAGAAUUGAUAGAUCUACUAAACCUAAAAUAGACAGGUCUACAAAAUCAAAUGUAACAACUACACAAGUGAAUGCUAACAAGUCAUUUUCUAGUUCAUUGUAUCCAGAUGUCAGGGCUGUGAGUAAGCCAGGAAACAGUUUAUAUAGUGAAACAAAUGAGGCUGGUUCCAAAAGUAUUGACUCAAGUUUUAGAAAUACAGAUUCCAGGGCUGAAUCAGUCACAGCUGGUGGUUCUAGGGCCACUUCCCAGGAUAUCAAAAACAGUUCAACUUUAGCAGCGCAGUCUACUGAGAUUUCAGAUGAAUUGAAAGCUCUGGAACAACAGAAAAAACAGAAAAUGGAGGAGAUAAGAAAGCUUCAGGAGAAUUAUGAAAAGAUUGAAGCGGAAUCACGAGCUAGAAUGGAACAGAUGGCUUCGGAAGAGAAGAAACUGUCGGAUCUUGAAGAAUUGAAGAGAAAACAGCAGACAGAUGUCGCUGACUUAAUGAGGAUGAAGAAGAAUCUGCAUAGUAACAUGGCAGAGGAAAAACAGCAUGUUCAACAACAACAACAACAGAAAGAACAGGAAGAAAGUAACAGGAGAGAAGAGCUAGAGCAGUUGACAAGAGCUGAAGAAGAAAAGAGAAGACGACAAGAGGAAGUGAACCGAUUGAGGAUGGAUAGAAAGAAGAAGGAAGAAGACAGAUUACAAAAUGAAAGAAAAAUGAGAGAAGAAAAAGAAUUACAGGAUGCCAGGGAGAGAGCAAGACAGGAAGAGGAACAACGUAAGAAAGAUGUCACCGCAGCAGAGGAACGAGCCCGUCAAGUGAAGGCAGAAGAGGACAGAAAGGCAGCAGAAAAAUCCCAAAUUGAAGAACGACUUCAGAUGGAAAGAGAACUUGCAGCUAAAAUGGAAAAAGAAAGGCUGGCAGCACUGGAAGAAAAACGUAAACAGCAGGCUGAACUAGAUAGACUUGAAGCGGAAAGGAGAGAAAAACUGAGACUGGAGAAAGAAAGAGCAGAAAAGGAAAGACUGGAUAGAGAGAAGAGAGAAAGGGACGAAGAAGAUAGAAAGAGAGCUGAGGAAGCAAAGAGAGUUGCUGAUGAAAAGCUGCGGUUGAUGAACGAGGCCAAAUCCAAAGCCAAGCUUAUACCGUCACCAAAUCUUCAGAAAGGUUGGGAAAAACAGCUGGAUCCAAGCACUAACAGAUAUUUCUAUAUAAACCAUCAUGAUGGGACAACACAAUGGGAGCCACCUAAUCUACCAGGUGAAGGUAAGGGAGGGACAUAUGUAACAAGACUAAAAGACGAGCCUUCCACACUGAAGUCAGGCCUUAAAAGGUCAAAUUCUUCACCAAACAUUGCAAAGAUGAUGGAAGAUGAAUCAAAACUUCCACAGAGAAAAGCGCCACCUUCUGUUGACAGGGGAAAUAAGCCAGUUAAGAGACAGAUGCCUGUUGCUCUGCCAGCUAAGAGAAGAGAUUUGAACCCAGUCUAUGGAAAUGUGGGUUGUGCGUUGACAGGUUUACGUAACCUUGGUAACACAUGCUACAUGAACAGCACUAUCCAGUGUCUGAACAAUACAUCACCUCUAGUAACAUACCUUCUCACAGACUUGUACCUUUACGAUAUUAAUAGGGGAGAGAAGGCAGGCAACUUAUGGGAAGUAACAGAUGAUUUUGCUUACCUAGUUAAGUCCCUUUGGUCAGGACAGUACAGAUUUAUAACUCCAAGGGACUUUAAGUCUGUUGUUGGAAGACAGCAGCCUAUGUUUGCUGGGUACGAACAACAGGACAGUCAGGAAUUCUUAACAUUUCUUCUAGACAGUUUACACGAGGGACUUAACAAGGUGAAGACGCGUCCAAAGAUUGCUGAGCAGGAUAAUGAUAAGUUACCGGAUCACAUUGGAGCCGAACUAGCGUGGAAGAAUCACAAACUUCAUAAUGAAUCUAUAAUAGUGGAGCUGUUUCAGGGCCAACUGAAGUCGACCAUUAUGUGCCUAACAUGUCGGAAGCGGAGUGUUACAUUCCAGGCGUUCAUGUUUCUUUCGCUUCCAAUCCCGUCAUCCAACAGAUGUACACUACAGGACUGCUUACGGCAGUUUGCGGCGGAGGAAAAAAUGACAGGAAGUUCGCGGUGGAAAUGUCCUCAGUGUAAAUGUUACCGUGACUCUGUCAAGAACAUUGUCAUUUGGAAGUUGCCGCAUAUAUUAUUGAUAGCAUUGAACAGAUUUGUGUAUGAAGGACAAUGGAGAACUAAAAUAAAUGCCCAUGUAGAUUUUCCUGUAAGAGGUCUAGACAUGACCACUUUUGUGAAGGGCCCACAGCCAAAACCAUAUAAACUAUAUGCAGUGUCUAAUCAUUUUGGGACACUGGAUGGAGGCCAUUAUACAGCAUGUUGUAGAAAUCCCAACACACAGAAAUGGUACAAAUUUGAUGACCAUGAAGUGUAUGAUACAUCCGAAUCUAGUGUUAAGACGUCAGCGGCAUAUGUGCUGUAUUACACAUCUAUAGAUCUACUACCACCUGACUUCAAACCAAGCUUCACCUGAUACUGAUCAUUUCCUGCUAACUUUGAACAAGCAUCAGAUGAUACUGAUCAAUUUCUUCAUCUUUGACCAAGCUUUAAUUUAUACACAAACAAACCAGAUGGGCAGGCCUUAUUUGGACAAGCUUUAAGAUGACACUGAUCAAUGUCUUCUUCUUAAGACAAGCUUUGCUUGAUACUGAUCAGUUUUUUCAAUUAUAAACUUUCAGUUGGGCGUACUUCUUCAACUUAAGUUGGCACAGAUCAGUUCUUUUCAUCUUAAAACAAACUUCAAAUGAUACUGAUCAGUUUAGAGCGGAUGCAAUGGUCUGGUGGUAACACUAUCUGACUACAAAACCAGUGUUUGUGAGUAGAAGUUGAACUAGUUGGAGCCCCAGUUCCUCAAACUAAAAAUGACUAACAUUGGGAUAAGAGUCCCUGUGUAUUGGUGCUUAACACCUGCCGUGUAAAGAACCAGGGAAGCUUCUAGAAUUGAAGCAUCACAUUACUGUAUCCUCGUUCUAAAAUUACUACUGGAGGCAUUGCCAAUCAAUAGGAUUUUAAAUCUUAGGAAAAGUUGCAGUUGUUACCGAGCAAUGGCUUCAAAUUUAAGACUUGCUUUAUUUUGUAACAGAUCAUUUUCUUUAAGUUGUUCCAAUAGGUUAUCAUUACUGUAUCAGUGAGUUUUUGAGUAGAAGUUAUUGUAAAAUGAAGAUAUACCACUCACUAUCAGUGAAAUAAUUUGUGCUGGUCACACUUUGAAAGAUUAUAUAUUGUGUACUAUUGAUAGGUAGUAUAUACACAUGCUAUCUUUUUUUUUAUUGUCUCAUUGUGCAGAAUGUGUUUAAAAGAUGAGCUUUUGUGAUCACUCACCGUCCAUUGGUUUUUUCAUCAUUCAACAUUUUCUUCAAACAACAUUUUUGAAAUAAUUGGUUGGAAGUUGCUGAAACUUCAGAUUGGAUGUUCCACUAGUGUUCUUCUUUCAAAAUUUUUCCAACCAUUCUACUAAGCCUGUUCAGAUUAUUUUGGUUUGUCAGAACACAUGGACACCAAGGGGCAUGGUCUCUUUCCCUAUAUUUGUUAUGUACAUAGUCGAAAAUUUAAAUAUCUUCUUGUAAGAACCUAUUUGCCCAAUGUUUAAAAUAAUUUCUGCAAAUGAUCUUUUGGCGACACUCUAUACAGAUUGUUCAAAUUACUAUGAUUCAUCAGAACCAUGGCUGACAUGGGGUCCCUUUUCUCUAUAAUUAUGUAUAUAGUGAUAAAUAUUAAAAAUUUCGUCAGAAACAAGUAAUUUCACAGGAAUUUUUUUUUUUUUUGGCUUGUUAAGAUUCUUCUGAACUGUCAAACACAUGACCACUAGCGGCAUUUUGAAAUAUAACAAUUUCACAGAAAUGUCCCUUGGGUGAACAUCUUGAGAUCUGCCAAAAUAUUUAAAAUAUCUGAUGUCAAGAAAAAAACAUGGCUUCCUGGGCUCAAAAUAUAAAACGUCUUCAAAUGCCAUCUCCUGAACCACUGGUGUGAUUUCGAAAAUAACUUCAAAAUUUCCAUUCAUAAACCUCUGGAAUCAUAAAAGCCAUCUGGAUUCUUAAAAGAAUGUUGCUGCCUGGGGUGGGUCUAGUUUUCCUUAUACUGCACAUUUGAAAACUUUGAAAAUCCUCAUUUCAUCUGCAGGCCGGUUUUUCAAAGUUAUUUAGCAGAAAUAUUUGAUGUUUGAGCUGUGAAACUGGUGAGCAAUACAGUCACCAUGGCCCGAUUGUUGUUCAGUUGUUAUUUUAAUAUUUUGUGUGUGCUUGAUUUUCAUUUUAUCAGAGGCAUAUUAAAAUUUUGUUUUAUUUAUAAACUAUAAAGUGUUUUCUGUAGGACCAGUUUCUUACUACCUACUACUAUAGUGUGGGUUUGGUUAUAGCGAUGCUUGUAUCUUUUUUUUUUAAAAAAAGAGUGAGUGAGUUGGGUUUUAUGGCAAAUCCACACAAAAUGGUCAUAUAUCGCUAAAAAAAAGAGCAACACAUGAAUUCAAAAAGUGUAAUCUUGGAACUCUUAUCCAUCUAGAAGGUGUGACUAACUUGGAGGGUGGGUCUAGCUUAGAGGUGGGGCCAGCUAGGAAGUUUGACAACUAGGAGAAGGAUCCAACUAGGAGGUGGGUCCAAUUAGGAGGUGGGAAAUGUUGAAUAAAAAAAAAAUUGCAAACAUGUGACUGAUGUCUCUGAAAUUAUGGUUUAAAAUAUGUGAAAAUAACCAGAUCUACGACAUUUUAUUUAACAAAUAACCAUGCGCUUUGAGUGGUUUGUCGUCUUAUUUAUUAUGUUUUAAAGUUUAAAGGCACAGGAAUUAAAUUAAGAGGGCGUAGGCUCGAGUGAUUCAAUAUGUCAGCAUCUGAACGAUUAAUCGUGGUAAAUUGGAAGACAAACCACAAGACCUCAAUUGUUUUCAUUCUAACAUGUUCAUUGAAAUAUUGAGAUAAACAUGCUGGGCUUCAUUUAUUCAGGUAAUAAUGAACUUGACAUUAACAUCAUAAUGUUCCGUUACUGGUCCACGUGUCAACUAUUGAGUUGAACUAUUAUGUUUAACUGGCAAUCUGUUCAGGAAAUGUUAGAAUUAGGUAUAUAUGAUGCACACUGCUUUUUUUUUUUGGUAAGUGUACACUCAUCACUCUAAAUCUAAUCUGAUAUGGAAACUGAGAAAGAUUGGUUUUUAAAUGUGCAAGUGAGAAAAACUGGUUUUUAAAUGUGCAAUCAUUCUUAUAUUGUGUAAAUGUUGUUUUGUUUGUUUUAUUUAUAAUAUGUUUGUUACUCAACUGUUAUUAUUUUCUGUGAAAUAUUCAUCCAAGAUUAAAAUCUCUAUAAAGACUA
Messenger RNA from Mercenaria mercenaria, 6620 nucleotides. RefSeq names its product ubiquitin carboxyl-terminal hydrolase 8-like. Bases 152 to 3796 code for a protein of 1214 amino acids. The transcript has 27 exons. NCBI's taxonomy places the organism in Eukaryota, Metazoa, Mollusca, Bivalvia, Venerida, Veneridae. Gene Ontology annotation, biological process: Ras protein signal transduction; protein K63-linked deubiquitination; endosome organization. Gene Ontology annotation, cellular component: postsynaptic density; midbody; extrinsic component of endosome membrane. The record is from RefSeq and is a predicted model, not a curated record. Gene Ontology annotation, molecular function: cysteine-type deubiquitinase activity; protein binding.